AUGUCGAUUCCCAAAUCUGGCUCUCAGUCAGAGCGAGCGGCUUUUACCGGUUUGAACUGUUCCUUGUUUUGGGGAGUGUCUGGACAGCGUCUUGGCCCACCCCUCUGUUCGCUCGUUGCCGUCUCGAUCCCAAAUUCCCCGGAUGAAGCAACGUCUGAGCGACCAGAAAGCUCCGAAGAUGCCCAACGCGGUUCAAAACCAUACAUAGCCCCGUCCUGUGGUUCUCAACCAUCCGCUGGGCGCAUGUGCCGUGUUGGAGGGGAUGAAAACAAAGGUCCUCAACAGCCCCAAUACGGCCAACCGCAACAGCAAGGAGGAUACUACCCGCCACCAGGUGGAGCACCCCAAGGCUACCCCGCGCAACAACAACCGUAUGGAUACCCUCAGCAACAACCUGCUGUCUACGUCCAGCAACCUCCGGCGAAGAAAAGCGGUGGCGGCGGUACCGGGUGUCUAGCCUGUCUCGCUGGUGCCUGUCUCUGUUGCUGUGCCGAAGAGGCCCUAUGUGACUGUCUAUUCUGA
Molecule: messenger RNA, 522 nt
Organism: Puccinia triticina
Lineage: Eukaryota; Fungi; Basidiomycota; Pucciniomycetes; Pucciniales; Pucciniaceae
Exons: 5
Coding region: 1-522 (173 amino acids)
Source: RefSeq, a predicted model, not a curated record